Equus quagga is the source of this 1335-nucleotide messenger RNA. RefSeq names its product KRR1 small subunit processome component homolog (gene KRR1). Gene Ontology annotation, molecular function: RNA binding. Bases 56 to 1198 code for a protein of 380 amino acids. Lineage: Eukaryota; Metazoa; Chordata; Mammalia; Perissodactyla; Equidae. Gene Ontology annotation, cellular component: small-subunit processome; nucleolus. The transcript has 10 exons. The record is from RefSeq and is a predicted model, not a curated record.
UCCGGUAGUAUUUAAGAACCGUUCCAUUUCCGGUAACCCGGGAAGCAAUUUGAAGAUGGCGUCCUCCUCACUGAACGGGCCGGACAGGGCGGCUGGGAAAAGUGAGUCUCGGAGGCAGAAUGCGAAGCCGGAGGACCGAGAUGAAUCCGAACUCCUCACUGUUCCUGACGGUUGGAAGGAACCCGCUUUUUCCAGAGAGGACAAUCCCAGAGGACUCCUAGAGGAGAGCAGUUUUGCAACUUUGUUCCCAAAAUAUAGAGAGGCUUACUUGAAAGAUUGCUGGCCGUUGGUUCAGAAAGCCUUGAAUGAACAUCACAUUAAUGCAACCCUGGACCUGAUCGAGGGCAGCAUGACUGUUUGUACAACAAAGAAGACCUUUGAUCCAUAUAUCAUCAUUAGGGCCAGAGACCUCAUAAAACUAUUAGCAAGGAGUGUCUCAUUUGAACAGGCAGUACGAAUUCUUCAGGAUGAUGUCGCAUGUGACAUCAUUAAAAUAGGUUCUUUAGUAAGAAAUAAAGAUAGAUUUGUUAAAAGAAGACAACGGCUCAUCGGUCCCAAAGGGUCUACAUUGAAGGCGUUGGAACUCUUAACAAACUGUUACAUUAUGGUUCAGGGAAACACAGUUUCAGCCAUUGGACCUUUUAGUGGCUUAAAAGAGGUUCGAAAAGUAGUCCUAGAUACAAUGAAGAAUAUUCAUCCAAUCUAUAACAUUAAAACCUUAAUGAUUAAACGAGAGUUGGCAAAAGAUUCUGAAUUAAGAUCACAAAGUUGGGAAAGAUUUUUGCCACAGUUCAAGCACAAAAAUGUGAAUAAGCGCAAGGAACCGAAGAAAAAAACUGUUAAGAAAGAGUAUACACCAUUCCCACCACCACAGCCAGAAAGUCAGAUUGAUAAAGAAUUGGCUAGUGGUGAAUACUUUCUGAAGGCAAGUCAGAAGAAGCGACAGAAAAUGGAAGCAGUGAAGGCUAAACAAGCAGAAGCGCUCAGUAAGAGGCAAGAGGAAAGAAAGAAAGCUUUUAUUCCACCUAAAGAGAAACCAGUUGUGAAACCGAAGGAAGCUUCUACUGAAACUAAAAUUGAUGUGGCUGCCAUCAAGGAAAAAGUUAAGAAAGCAAAGAAUAAGAAGCUGGGAGCUCUUACAGCUGAAGAAGUUAAGCUUAAAAUGGAAGCAGAUGAAAAGAAAAAGAAGAAAAAGUAACAUACAGAAAAAAAACUGAACUAAAACUUAAUAAGCUUUCUCCUUUUGUAAAGGAUUUUGAGAUACUAGGGCAUUAGUUGCCUUAUCUGAUGAGUAUACUCUGAUGAUUUUUUUUCUGAGUUUAUUUUUUAGAAAAG